AGAUGUCGUCACAUCAUAAGUCCGUUAGAGCAGAUGCGCUUUUCGCGAGCGCGCAGUCAGGCCAGAAGAGGGUAGUAUCGCUCAUCUUUCCUCCAGUCAACACCCACGAACCCUGAACGACCCCGCCUGAAACAGAGUCCUGCAAAUGGGAGAAGCUCUUAUAGCCUUCUGCCUUUACCCAGCCAAUUAAGUCGUCUGAAAUAGGGCGGUGAGAACAUCUCGACCCACUCAACUUCAGUGAAGUCCUGUCAGAGAAACUCGGCGCAGGUGGAGACGGAGGGAAGUGUCUUCGGGGCUCGUUGUCAGUUUGAAUGAGACCAACCAUGGCGCCCAGUCAGGGUUCCAGGAUGCUCAGUAAAGAUGAUGCCAAUUAUAAACUUCACUUUCGGAUGAUAAACGAGCAACAAGUGGAGGAUAUCACCAUUGAUUUCUUCUACAAACCGCACACCAUUACAUUACUGACGUUCACCGUCUUCAGCAUAAUGUACUUUGCGUUUACGAGGGAUGAUGGUGAUUCUGAUAAUAACCUUCGUGUGGGUCUGCUGCUGGUCAGCUCUUUCUUUCUUGUUAUCAGUGUUCUUGCCUUCCCCAACGGUCCUUUCACAAGACCGCAUCCCGCUAUAUGGCGCAUGGUUUUUGGUCUCAGUGUCCUUUACUUCCUAUUCCUGGUGUUCCUCAUCUUCCUGAACUGGGAUCAGGUGAAGGCGUUGUUGUAUUGGCUGGACCCCAAUCUACGUUAUGCUACACGAGAAGCAGAUGUCAUGGAGUAUGCAGUAAACUGUCACGUGAUCACAUGGGAACGCAUCCUGAGUCACUUUGACAUUUUUGCCUUCAGUCAUUUUUGGGGCUGGGCCAUGAAAGCUCUUCUCAUCCGCAGCUACGGCCUCUGCUGGUCUAUCAGCAUCACAUGGGAGCUCACAGAGUUGUUCUUCAUGCACCUCCUGCCAAACUUUGCAGAGUGCUGGUGGGAUCAAGUCAUUCUUGACAUCUUGUUGUGCAACGGAGGGGGCAUUUGUCUCGGCAUGACUGUGUGUCACUUUUUAGAGAUGCGUACCUACCACUGGGCCAGUAUCAAGGAUAUCCACACAACCACAGGCAAGCUGAAACGGGCUGUUUUGCAGUUCACUCCGGCCAGCUGGACGUAUGUGCGCUGGUUUGACCCCAAAUCCUCUUUUCAGAGGGUGGCUGGAAUCUAUCUUUUCAUGAUAGUAUGGCAGCUCACAGAAUUGAACACCUUUUUCCUGAAGCAUAUCUUCGUAUUCCAGGCCUCUCAUCCUCUCAGCUGGUGCCGGAUCCUCUUCAUUGGGAUCAUCACUGCCCCCACAGUGCGGCAGUACUACGCAUAUCUAACAGACACCCAGUGCAAAAGAGUUGGAACACAGUGUUGGGUGUUUGGGGCCAUUGCUUUCCUGGAGGCCCUGGCUUGUAUCAAAUUUGGACAAGACUUGUUCUCCAAAACACAGGUUCUUUAUGUUGUCCUUUGGCUUUUGUGUUUGGCUUUCAUUACUUUUCUCUGUCUAUAUGGUAUGGUUUGGUAUGAGCAGAAUUAUGGGAAGAGGCUGAAGUACUUUGCAGACUGUGACGACAGCAUCCUUACUGAACCAUACGACUGCAUUCCCGAAACUGCCAAAGAGAGAAACUCCAGUAGUAAUUCCACUUCAUCACGGAGAAGAAAAGGAGGCUCUGGAAAAAACAAAACAAUCAAUGGAACAAGCAGCAAGAAAUGACCACAGCUAGAGACCAAUGAUCUCUCAAUGGGCCACAAGGGGUGAAAGAAAGAAUCUGUGGUAAACGGUUGAAGAGAGGUAAAGCGGUUAGCUGAGAGAUAGUGUGCAGACACAAGAAGCGGUUCUAUAAACAGAGGACACAUUCCAAACCACAAGCCUCUGUCUUUGCAAUGUACUGUUGUACACUAGUUUUCAUUUUCAUAGCACUUGGAAAGAAGCAAUGAUUUGUGGUAUGCACACCUUCCAGUGGCACUGAUGUGGCUUUCAUAUGUCGGAAGCGUCUGAGCCAGUGAAUGUUUUGUGAUGGCCCUCCUAAUGAAAGGAGCUCAAUGCUGCCAGGCUUUCUGUAAAAAGUUAUGGGAGCGUUAACUUAACUUAUACAAAAUUAUUUCUUAUUUACAGUGUUGUUUAUGCAGACCAAGCCCUCUCUUAAAUUUUGCACAUAGUUCUCCACUUGACCUGUAACCAGUGAUUAUUUUGUUGACCUACCUAUGCAUUGAUCAGGGUAAGAAUUUGUAUGCAACAUUUCAUUGUGAGCGUAAAAACAAGCUCUACAUUUGUGAAAAACCUUUAAGCACUUGUUUUAAUGCACUAUGAUCUUGGCACAAAUGUUCUAUUAUCACAACCGUUUUUCAGUCUUCUUAUAUCUGAUCUUUUAAAGUAAAACUUCAGAGUGGUUGAAGGAGAGGCAGGUCAUGACCUUUUGCAGUAGGAGCUGUUGAUUUACUUAAGUGUAAUAUGAGGCAGCUUUUUUGGCAACAUGUAAAGGUGAUUAGAAAGUUUAGAAAUGAUGACAAUCUGUAUGUUGUGUCAUUUUUUUUUCUGUACUUUUAUUGUUUUUGCGUAUGUUAACUUUUGUGGUAAGAUUUAUUCCUGUGUUAGUAUGUGUGGCAAGUGCAUACAUGAUUUUAGACCAAUAAUAUUUUCUGCGUGAGGCCUUUAAAUGACUAUGCAUUUCUACAUACAAUUUUUUGAAAUCGUAAUUUUUGUAAAACCUACAUUUAGGAUUUUGUGCUGUUUUUGUAAGCAGGAAUGUAAUUUUUUUCCAUGGGUUAUUAAUACUAAAUGGUAGCAUGUGCUUAUAUUAAGGUACUAUCACAUUUUGUCUUAUUUAAUUGUUUUUUACAUUCUAUUUUUCAUGGA
Cyprinus carpio (common carp) is the source of this 2870-nucleotide messenger RNA. RefSeq names its product phosphatidylserine synthase 1-like. The record is from RefSeq and is a predicted model, not a curated record. Gene Ontology annotation, molecular function: L-serine-phosphatidylethanolamine phosphatidyltransferase activity. NCBI's taxonomy places the organism in Eukaryota, Metazoa, Chordata, Actinopteri, Cypriniformes, Cyprinidae. Gene Ontology annotation, biological process: phosphatidylserine biosynthetic process.